Apis florea (little honeybee) is the source of this 1317-nucleotide messenger RNA. Its product is annotated as zwei Ig domain protein zig-8. Gene Ontology annotation, biological process: synapse organization. The record is from RefSeq and is a predicted model, not a curated record. Lineage: Eukaryota; Metazoa; Arthropoda; Insecta; Hymenoptera; Apidae. Gene Ontology annotation, cellular component: neuron projection membrane.
GUUAACCUCUAACAUCGGUAGAGGAUUGCAUCUUGUGUUCGUGAUGACAGCAAUGUCGAGGCAGCGGUACGCGAACCGCAGCAGCGGGAACAGAUAAGGAAGGGAGGGAGCCACGCGUCGGGCAAUCAUGUGUAGUGUCAUGUGGCUCCUUCGGCUCCUAACGACUUGCUGCCUCGUUUAUCUAUCGACGUCCGACUUCCACACAGAUCUAUCAAUAAUAACCGAUUCAAUAUCAACGAAAUCGACGACGGCGGCAAAGCGAUCGGUACCGACGGAUGCGCCGAUGUUGAACUACAUUUUCGAUGCGCACAGCACGCUGAACAAACAUCAACACCAUCACGACCAUAGGUGGGGCCCUCAUUUCGAGGGAGAAAGCAAGAAUAUGACGGUACAGGCUGGUGGUAGCGCCCUGCUUGACUGCAGGAUAUCCUUGCUUCAGGAUAAAACCGUGUCUUGGGUACGUAGACAAGACAAUGGGGAAAAGGUAAAUUUGCUGACAGUGGGUCAGCAGACGUACAUAGGAGACCCAAGGUACACGGUGAAGUUCCAAUACCCGGAUAACUGGCGUCUACAAAUCCGACCGGUGAACAGUAGCGACGAGGGCCAGUACGAGUGCCAAGUCAGCACUCAUCCGCCCAAGUAUAUUCACGUGAAUCUUCACAUCAACGCACCAUCCGUCCAAAUAGUGGACGCCCUGGGUGAACCUCUGAGAGACAAGUAUUACGAGGCUGACAGCACUAUAGAGCUGUUAUGCGUUGUGCGCCACAUAGCAAUGCAAGUGCAAUACAGUGUCGUGCAGUGGCUUCACGGCAACAGAGUUUUGAACUACGACACGACGAGAGGCGGUAUCAGCGUGAAAACGGACCUAAUGGAAGAGGGGGCCAAUUCGACUCUCAGCAUAGCGAGGGUGGGACCAGCUGACAGCGGAAACUACACGUGCCAUCUAACCACCAUGCCCGAUCAACCUGCCACCGUUCAUGUGCAUGUGUUGAACGAAAGCUUAGCCGAGCUGCAUCACGGGUCCGCGGAGGUCGCCAGUAGCGGUUCGUUGCUGCUCCUCUUGUGCGUCUUUCUCGGUCGGAUACAACAGGUGCUGAGAUGAAGGAUCGACCAGUUUCGUCGCUUCCUCGCUGCACCACAAUACACAGAACUUUUAUAUUAUCGUUGAGAGAAUGGACGUAGCCACACGUGAAGAAGAAACGAGCAAGGAAGAAACGUGAACGAAGGAGAGGAGGGCGGUGAAUGCAAAAAAAAAACUUGAAAACUCUGCGAGAGGAGAAUGGGCUUGAGGCGUGGGGAAAGGUUGGCAGCAUUGGU